Molecule: messenger RNA, 969 nt
Organism: Theobroma cacao (cacao)
Lineage: Eukaryota; Viridiplantae; Streptophyta; Magnoliopsida; Malvales; Malvaceae
Source: RefSeq, a predicted model, not a curated record
AUGAUAAGAGUCUACUACUUCUAUGAUAAUGGCACAUGGGAUGUGGGUAAGUUGAAUAAUGUGUUGCCGGAAGAGGUUGUGGCGGAAAUCCUAAAAAUCCCGAUAAAUCCAUCCAAUAUAGAUAUGGCAUAUUGGGCACCUACUUCGAGUGGGCAAUUCACGACUAAGUCCGCUUGGGAGAUAAUUCGACAACAACAGUUAGUAAAUCCUGUGUUCAAUUUAAUUCGGCAUAAAAGCAUUCCUCUUACCAUUUCUUUCUUUCUAUUGAGGUUGUUACAAGAUUGGAUUCCAGUCAAUUUGAGGUUGAAAACCAAGGGUUUCCGGUUGGCUUCUAAAUGCCAACAUUGCAACUCAGAGGAGUCUCUCUUGCAUGUCAUGUGGGAAUGUCUUGUUGCUACACAGGUUGAACAAAAUUAUGCGAAGCAUAGGAACCUUGGUAUGUAUUUCAAUAGAGUGGUGUGGAGAGUUUUAAAACUCAUCCAGCAACUAUUCCAAGAGAGGCAAUUCCAUCGUUGGCAAUGGAGGGGUGAUUUACAGAAUGCUCAGGCAUGGGGUCUAAUAUUUCAACAGGCAUCACCACAUCCACCAAAAAUAUUUUCUUGGCACAAACCAUUAGCAGGUGAGUUUAAGUUAAAUGUUGAUGGUAGUUCCAAGGAUAAUUUUCAAAAUGCUGCUGGAGGAGGACUUCUUUGGGAUCAUACAGGUACCAUGAUUUUUUUAUUUGUUGAAAAUUGUGGACCUUAUAAUUCAUUACAGGCAGAGUUAAUGGCACUACAUAGAGGUUUGCUUUUAUGCAUUGAGUAUAAUGUUACUAGACUUUGGAUAGAAAUGGAUGUAAAAGUUGUGGUACAAAUGAUACAUGAGGGCCAUCAGGGUUCUUCCAAGACUCAGUAUUUGCUAGCUUUCAUCCAUAGAUGCUUGAGUGGUAUGUCUUUUCGUAUUUCACACAUCCAUAGAGAAGGGAACUAG